GCCAUGGUUAAAACACCCCACCGCGGACGGAGCACUUUUUCACCAUGAGGAUUCACUGCAAGGUUGUGGCCAUCGCGGUGUGCUUCGGAGUUUUUCUACUUUUGUACUUUUUCGGGGGGAACGCUGCGGACGAGCCGCCGCUGAAAGAAGUUGCGAAAGAAAAACAUUUUCCAUCAUUCGGUAAUUUCGAGGACAUUGUCCUUCUGAAAGGUGCGAAACAAACCAACGAGGAGCCACAGAAACCACCGAAACUAAUCCGCAAAGAGCCCAAGUUGAGCAGCAGGAGAGCAGAGAAUGUCAUCGCGAAGACUCGGCUUAAAAGUGAGGUGGGGCGCCCCAGGUCAAAGGUCACACUGGCAGAGGAUGUCAUGCACCUGGCAGUGGUGGCUUGUGGGAACCGUCUAGAUGAAACGCUCAACAUGGUGAAGUCAGCGCUGCUGUUCAGCAUGAAGAAGAUCAAAUUUCACAUCUUUGCAGAGGAAGACUUGGCUGAACAAUUUGAAAGAGGGUUCAGUCAGUGGCCUCAGACGCUGUCCUCCAGGUUUCACUACAGCAUAUAUCCAAUCACCUUCUCUGUGGGGAAUGCAGACGAAUGGAAGAAACUCUUCAAGCCGUGUGCCGCCCAGAGGCUAUUUCUUCCUGUUAUCUUGAAGGAUGUGGACUCUCUGUUAUACGUGGACACAGAUGUGCUGUUUCUCCGGCCUAUGGAUGACAUCUGGAAGUUUCUGAAGGCGUUCAACAGCACUCAGUUAGCUGCUAUGGCCCCAGAGCACGAGAUCCCCAAGAUCGGCUGGUAUAGUCGCUUCGCCAGACACCCCUAUUAUGGAGUCACAGGGGUCAAUUCAGGGGUCAUGCUAAUGAACCUCACAAGGAUUCGUAACACUUUGUUCAGGAACAGUAUGAUCGCCAGCGGUCUGUCAUGGGAAAAUCUGCUUCACCCUCUCUAUCAGAAAUACAAGAACCACAUCACAUGGGGAGACCAAGACCUCCUCAACAUCAUCUUUCACUACAAUCCAGAAUGUCUGUACAUAUUCCCUUGCCAGUGGAACUAUAGACCCGAUCACUGCAUGUAUGGAAGCAACUGUAAGGCUGCGGAGGAGGAGGGGGUUUCUAUUUUACAUGGCAACCGAGGGGUUUAUCAUGAUGACAAGCAGCCUGCCUUCAGGGUGGUGUAUGAUGCCAUACAUGAGUAUCCCUUUGAGGAGAACUUGUUCCAGUCUUUGUUUUACCCUCUUCAGACUAAGUUCCUAGACACGGUUAACACCUUGUGUGGAAGAAUACCACAGGUGUUCCUCAAACAGAUUGAGAAGAGCAUGAAGGCGGCAUAUGAGAAAAAAGUGGUGCGCCGUGUCCGACCGCCACACAAGUAAUGAGCCUCGACUGCAUUUCCGCAUUAUAAUGAAGAGUCUCUGCCUGCUGCUUGGAUCUGGGGUUAUUUUUUUCAUCAAGAACGAGCAAUGCCAUGGGCGAGCUACAUUUGACCCAGUAUGAGCGUUAUGAGCCUGAGGAGUGGGAGAUUUAAGCAGCAGACUUGGUUUGCUGGAUUUAUACAGUGAUGCGGCAUGAUUGCAACCAUUUAAACGGAGAUUCAACCAAAUGGGUCUCCAGCUGGGGGUUACCAACCACCCCAAAGUGAUACAGGAGAUUCACUGGAAAAGCACAUCCAAAAAUAUGGAUUCAGAGCUGUUUAUUUACAACUGUGUUGUACUGUUUUGCAGCAUCUAGUUCAUUAUGUUUGGUAUAUUAGACAAUUGAAGUAAUGUGUGUGUCAGUACAUUUGAUCUAAUUCUUGUGUUUAAGUGGCUGCACCAAUUUGUGCAUUCUGCUGCUUAAUAGCAUGAGAUAAAUCCUUGUUUUCAAGCCACACACACACACACACCGUAAAUGAAUGUAGCACACAGAACCAACCAAAGAGAAUUAGCCUGUCAGCCUUCAGAGUUUAGUAAGAUGUACAUUCAAUUUAAGCACAGCCCUAAUGGUGGAUGUUCACACUGUUUACAUUGAAGAUGACUUAUUAGUGAGAGUAGAAAGGAGUGUGAUUUUGAAAGGUUAUAUAUAUGUAUGUGAUGUUGCCUGUUAAUAUAUGUAAAAUGUUAUGAUAGAA
Molecule: messenger RNA, 2104 nt
Organism: Danio rerio (zebrafish)
Lineage: Eukaryota; Metazoa; Chordata; Actinopteri; Cypriniformes; Danionidae
Gene: gxylt2
Product: glucoside xylosyltransferase 2
Biological process (GO): protein O-linked glycosylation via glucose
Cellular component (GO): membrane
Molecular function (GO): glycosyltransferase activity; UDP-xylosyltransferase activity; UDP-D-xylose:beta-D-glucoside alpha-1,3-D-xylosyltransferase activity
Source: RefSeq, marked provisional